This is a messenger RNA of Pelodiscus sinensis (Chinese soft-shelled turtle), 1584 nucleotides long. The record is from RefSeq and is a predicted model, not a curated record. NCBI's taxonomy places the organism in Eukaryota, Metazoa, Chordata, Testudines, Trionychidae.
UCUUUCUUCAAGAAAAGUCUUUUCACAAUAUUCCCAUCUCGCCGGACGAUGUCUGAGGGCCAAACCCCCGCAGCUGCCCCAGAGAGCCAGGAGCAGCAGAACACAGCAAGUCAAGUGGCCGGUCUGCCCUUGUUCAAAUCGACUUAUGACAUGGUCUCCUCUGCCCUGGCCUCUGCCAAAGAAACUCACCCGUCAAUCAAAUAUGUGUGUGAGGCGGCAGAGAAAGGAGUGACUGCCAUUGCUGGCGCUGCUGUCACUGGAGCGUCUCUGGCUGUGACUGUGAUGGAGCCUCUGUCACCAGUGGCAAAUGAGGAUAGUUGCCAGAGCCUGGAGACGCUGCCAAUCCAAGAGCCAGCUGACAAGGAUCUCUUAGACACUGAGGAGGUGGAUGCCAAGGAUGCCGUGAACAACAGAAUGACUGAUGUGAUAGAUGUAACCAAGGAGACUCUCCAGGGCAGCGUGGAGACUAUGAAAUCAGCUAUGACCAGCACAGCCAUGGAUUCCACAGUGUGUCAAAUGGCUAGAAGAGGAGUGGAAGCUGUGCUGGAAAAAUCAGAGGGUCUGAUGGAUCACUGUCUCCCCAUCACAGAUGAAGAACUAGCUACGCUUCCUGUAUCGGUGGAGGGCGCUGAAGGGCCUGCUGUCCAGCAUCAGGGCUACUUUGUGCAGCUGGGCUCCUUGUCAGCUCAGCUCCGCCAACGUGCCUACCACCAUUCCUUGGGCAAAGUGAGGCAGGCCAAGCAGUACAUGCAGGAGAACUUCCUGCAGUUCCAUGAAGUCCUAAGCCUGGUUGACUCCAUCCGGCAGAAUGUUGAUCAGAAGCUUCAGGACAGCCAGCAGAAGCUGCACCGCAUGUGGCUUGAGUGGAGCAGCAGGCCGUUGGAAGGCAGUGAUGAUGCACCUUCUCCAGAGCCAGAGCAGGUGGAAUCGCAGACUCUGGCCAUGUCUCAGAGCAUCACUCAGCAGCUGCAGGACAUCUGUCAGAGUCUGAAGGCCAGCAUCCAGGGUGUCCCCUCCAGCAUUGAGGACAAGGUGCAGCAAGUUCUCCAGAACUUAGAAGAGCUCCACAGUUCCUUCUUUACUGCCAAGUCCUUCCAGGACCUACCCAGUGCCUCCCAGAGCCAGGAGAAGAUAAGCAAAACUCAAGAAAUCAUAGACGAGCUGCUUGAGUAUGUAGAGUACAACACACCUUUCUCCUGGCUGGUAGGACCCUUCACCCCAUCUGGCAGAGCCUAUGUAACGCCAAAGGAAGAGGUGACCCAGAAGAAGACAGACUAGGAACCAUGUUAUAUUGGUACCUAGCGAGGCCUUUAUCCAUUAGGUGCUUUCCUGGGGAGGAGUGGGGAUGAACUUUAUCUAGCUAACACCAGUAUUAAAACUCAAACCCAGAUUGCUUACAGGUGGCUGCCUUGAAAAAGCAAGAAAGUCCUUAAAUGUGUUUGACUCUGGCUUCGCUUCCAGGCAUCCCUGAUAAUCAAGAACAGUUGCAUUGUAAUAGACUGUCAAGCUUGUUAAAAGUAGGUUGCACCAUAUAUUGUCUCUAGGAAGAUUAGAGGAAAGUCUUUAACAGAAAUAAAGCAUUGU